ACUACUCCCAUGAUGCAUCGCGAUGGUCACCUGGAGCGUCAUUGGUCAGCGGCGCGCGGCGUCCUUCGGGAAAUGUAGUCCCUUCCACUCUGGCGCGGUUACCCGGGGCAACAGACCCUUGGGCCUCAGUCUGACCCGGGUGCUGCAGCCCCGGGGCCUCGGCGGAUGGACAGCGAGGGAGGAGAAUGGCUUCCAUCAGGAAAAUCAGCCGUGCCACCCUCGGGAGCUUUGGGGACUUCAGUGAUGGUUCCUUCGAUGUCUCAAAGCUGGGAGAGAUGGAAAACUUGAAAAUGAGCAGAAGUCUCACCCAAGUAGCGCCCGGCCCCGGCCGAUUUCUACAAAGAAACGCAACGGUGGGUGAGAGGCUCUUUCUCUCCAAGGAGGACGCCGACCCCGGGAGCAAGCCGCGGCUCUCCUCCCGCGUGCCGCCCCCCACCGCCUCGAGGCUCAGAGCCAACGCCGUGCUCAUGAAGCUGGCCCAGAUAGAAACCAAGAUCAAAAGCCGGAAGGCGCCCGCCAGCCCGGCUGACACGGACUCCGACUCGAGGCCCACCCGGGACGGGCUCCCCAAGCCAGCAGAGCUUUCUCCGCAGGACACAGAUAGAACCUUCCAGAAGCAAGGCCGCGAGAGUCCCGGCAGCGGGAGGAGCACGCAGGCUGGGAGCGGCAGUCGGUUUCUGAAGAAGGGCCCACCUGUUGCAAACCCAGUCCCCGAAGCUUGUCCUGGGAGAGAGAGGAAUGUCCAAGUGCCCCCGCCAAAAGAACCUGCUGGAAAGUUUGGUUCCCCUGACAGCGACCAAGAGGAGAUGGAGGACCUGUCGGGGAGCCUGGCGGAAUGUUCUAGAGAGGAAGCAGCCUACAAGGGCCAGGGUCUCACCGGCGGUAAAGUCAGGGGUCAGGCCCCGGCCCCGCCCAGUGCAGAAGUUCCCAGCUCGAAGCCCUCCAGGCCGUGGCGCCAGCGCACCUCGCAGCCAGCUCGGGGCAGCGGUGGCCGGUCCAUGACCCCCUCCCCAGAGAUGCCCACUGCGGCUGACACAGCCUCGCACACUUCAUCCCCUUCCACCCUGGGUGCCUUCGCCAAGUCCGUGCCUUCUGAGAUGGGCCGCACCGAGCUCGCGUCCUCGGCCAGCAGCGAGGCCGGGCCUGGGUGGGAGUCGCCGUCGGAAGCCUCUGAGGACAGCCACAGUGAUUUCAGAAUCAACGUCCUGUCCCUGGACGACUUGGGCGGAGCCGUCAGUGAAACAUCCGCCGUGCCGGAGGACGAAGGUGCUCAGAGGGAAAAGCCACCGGGCGACCGCGCCCACGCCACGCCGCCUGCAGGGAAGCGGGCAGGGUCACGGCCAAGGUCGUCCGCCCGCCACCGGGCCUCCGCCUCUCCCGGGAACGCCCCCUCCGCGGAGAGGGGCCGGGACGCGGCCUCCACCACCGACAGCGAGAUCUCGGAGCACCUGGGCGCCCGCUCGGCCACCGCCAGCCCCGAGGACAGCGCGUCCCGCACGCCCUCGUCUCUCGGAGAGGCUGCGGGGGGCUCGGCUUACUCCGAGGACUUCGAGAGCUCCCCGGGCCCGUCAGCCUCCCAGCCGACUGCCCCUUCCCCGCAGACUGCGGACAGAACCCUGGACAGUCUGUCCGAGCUCUCCUCCGGCCUGGGGACACCCCCGUCCAGGAGGAGGCGGGGCAGGCACGGGCCGAGGACCAUGGUCAAGGAAACAGCCGUGCAGACCCUGGAUCCUGCGCUGGCCUGCCCGUGGGCGGCGGCGGCCGGCAUGGCGACCAUCGGGCCUGCCCUGGGAGGCGCCUACGUGGACCCAGCACCCAUCGCCAGCCACAUCGUCAGCGCGGAUGUGCUAGAAGCCCUGACAGCGCAGCGCCCGGCCGCCCUGGCCCUGGACGAGCUGCUAAGGCAGCAGCUGAGCCUGACACGGAACUUCGUGGAGGCCAGUCGGCACCUGCACGCGACCCUCCUGCAGUCCCUGGACGGCCACUCCUUCCACUACCACACCCUGGAGGAAGUCAAAGAGUACAUCAGGCGGCACAGGCCGGCCCGGCUGACCAUGGAGGACGCCCUGCAGGAGGUGAGGGAGGAGCUGUGAGCCCGGAGCAGAGCCCGAGUGGACACGCCCACGCCCAGGCUGUGGCGAGCAGGCAGAGUCCCGGUGGAGCCCUCUCUGCCCUGAGCAGGCCCAGAGCCAGCCUGGAGGAGGCAGGCUGAAGGGCGGAGCCCCUGCCGCAUGGCCCCACCUGCACCUGCACCCAGAACCCGCCGCCGCCUGACUGCAGCCGAGCCCACCUGGGAUUCCCACACAGAGGAAAGGGCUUUAAAAAAAGUCUUUAUUUGAAGGCAAAACAGUAAAAUCCACAAGAAGUCGUGAA
Messenger RNA from Oryctolagus cuniculus (rabbit), 2373 nucleotides. RefSeq names its product chromosome 16 C19orf44 homolog (gene C16H19orf44). The record is from RefSeq and is a predicted model, not a curated record. Lineage: Eukaryota; Metazoa; Chordata; Mammalia; Lagomorpha; Leporidae.